Aspergillus piperis CBS 112811 is the source of this 801-nucleotide messenger RNA. RefSeq lists its product as uncharacterized. The coding region runs from base 1 to 801 and encodes 266 amino acids. Lineage: Eukaryota; Fungi; Ascomycota; Eurotiomycetes; Eurotiales; Aspergillaceae. The record is from RefSeq and is a predicted model, not a curated record. The transcript is spliced from 6 exons.
AUGUUCCAGUUGACGCUCUUUAAGGGGGCAUACAUCAUGUCCCCUGGACAUGUGCCUGGAGCCGGUCACCACCAAGCAGAGAGCGUAUCGACUGCAGUCGGCUGCCCAGGGGGAGACAUCACCUGCAUGCGCUCCGUGAAUUACACAACUCUGAUGACCAUUGACAGCGAAGUCGCCAGCAAAUACAGCUACCAGCUCCAGCCGCGGAUAGAUGGGGGCAUAGUUGCCGAUACUUACGAAGCACAAUUGUACCAGAAGAACUUCCAUUUCAGCGGUCCCGUUGUGACCUCCCAUGAGCGCCACGAAGAAAACAGCCAUAGCUCCAGCUAUGUCACCAGCGCAGCAGAUAUUGCUGCCGAGCUGCAAAUGUACUUCCCCUCAAUCACGGAAGAUGUGGUUGAAGAGAUCCUCAAACUUUAUCCUGCCUCGCGUUACGCGAAUGCAGGUUACCGUUUUGCCGACAUUCGUCAGGGCUUCGACAUGACCGGCAAGAACUUGGCUCUGACUCAGGCGCUGCAUAAUGAGAUGUGGAAUGGUAUUACUUAUUACUGGUAUAAUAUUUAUAGUAAUGUGCCAACUAAUGGGUUGACUUCUUCUUCCUCCUCGUCAGUCAAUGUCACCGUUGCGCGCACCAUGCAACAGUACCUCCUUGCGUUCGUCCUAACCGGCAACCCCAACACUCUCUGGCUUGAUGACAAGAUUUACUGCCCGAAGUAUCGAAAUGCGACGAACACCAUCAGCUUCAAUACAACUAUGUCCAUUACUUUCGAUGACCUUGCCAACGACAAGACCCUCUUCUGA